Molecule: messenger RNA, 1782 nt
Organism: Kluyveromyces marxianus DMKU3-1042
Lineage: Eukaryota; Fungi; Ascomycota; Saccharomycetes; Saccharomycetales; Saccharomycetaceae
Gene: APC5
Product: anaphase promoting complex subunit 5
Exons: 1
Coding region: 1-1782 (593 amino acids)
Source: RefSeq, a predicted model, not a curated record
AUGACAACUGCAUAUCAGCCAAUUUUAAUUGUUCGAGGUUAUGACCCAUAUGAUAUAAGCUCUGUGAUAUUAGUACUAUUGUAUUGUUUAGGGUCUAAAGAUUUGACCCCAAAUAUAAUACUUGGAAUAUUACAAUUAACGCCAAAGGCUAAUUCCAUCGGAGUUGGACUGCCUACAUUGGAAAACUUUGUGAAAUAUUUAUUGAAGGUUAGCACAAAAAGAAUUACAGUCAAUCUUUUACAUAUACUUUUCUCGAUUACAAAUUAUGAUCAAAUACAAGAUCUAAUACAUUUAUUACAAGAGGCAAUUGUCACUUCUUUAGACCAACAAAGGGUUUCUUCGAGAUUUGAUCGUCUUCUUUGUGUGGAUAGUGCUAUUUAUGAUCUGUUACCUCGAAUAAUUGUGGACUCCAGUUACGAACACUACUUUGUAGAAGAUGUCGUCCAAAUCAUACAAUCUUUGGAAAGCUUUAAGUUAAGAUUUACUCACUGUGAUAUUUACAAGGAAUUUGAAUCUGAGAUAUUCAAGCCCAAUAGUAUACUAGAUCAGAUAUUUUCUCAUCCCAACCCAAAUGAUUGCGAAGUAUCUCCUUUUAUAACAGUUGAAAAUAACGGAAAUACAAUCCCAUGGUUAGUUGUAUCUGGUGAGAAGUUUAGUAUUUUGCUCAACUAUGUUGUUCAAUUAGCAAUAUCAAAUUCUACUUCAGAUGAUCUAGCAGGGAGUAUUAUUGAAUAUACCUCCUUCAAUGAUAGAACGCGAUUUCCAGACAUUAUACUUCUUGAAAUGAUUCAUUACAGAAAAAUUAAGGAUUACGAAAAAACCAUAGAAAGAAUAUAUCAAUAUUUUGAUUACUGUAGAAACUCUAACAUAGCAGUAACGUCAUCCUCAAAUUUUUCUCACAUAUGCCAAACAUUUGUGCUCAGUAGUUUGCAUCAAGAUCAUGGAUCUCCCGAAGUUGCUUUGAAAAGUCUUCAUGAACUAAUAGAGACUAUACGAGAAAAGUCUGGUUUACAUGGUUUGUGUAAUUUGUGGGAUGUUCUCAUACACCAUAUUUUCAUACAACCUGGUGACUUAAGCUCAUUACAAAGGAGUAUACAUGAUUUACUAAAACCAUUUAAUGACAAUCAAAGUACUUCACCAGAAAUGCUUCAGUACUUCUUCACUUCACAGCUCGUACUUAACCUACAUGAAGUUGGUUAUGUGCCCAAAGUUUUAGAACUUUUAUCCACAGUCAUUGCAAUUUCAAGUGGUGGAUUGACAGACGACAAACAUAGGGUCACAGCCGAAGUUUUAAGUUUAGCAUGGUCCUUUUUGGGCUUCGAUGAUAUUGGAUCUUGUUACAGUGAACUAAUACCAACAAAUAGAAAUAAGCAAAAACAACUACAAAGAAUUGAAAAACUAGUCAAUAAUAAAUUCUAUACAGAAGCAGUAAGUGCUGUAGAAAAAAUGAUCGAGGAAACAGAGAGAAAUGAUGAAGGUAUGACAUGGAAAUUCUCAUUUAUGAGAAAGAAGAUAGAAGUAAUGUUAGCUGCCGGAAACCCAGCUAGAGCACAUCCUUUAAUUAUAAAAUAUACAGAAAAAUGUCGCGAAACUAAAAACGAUUAUGAGCUUUCAUAUGCUAUAUUGUACAUGGCAAGGCUCUUGAAUGGAUGGAAACAAUAUAAAGACAGUUACAAAUUGUUGAGUGCAAAUAUUCAUAUAAUUUUUCAAUAUUCUCAGUCUUUAAAAGACCAGGCGAAUAUAUUGUACAAGGAAGCUCAAAACGGUUUGAGUAUGAGUUGA